AUAGGGAAAGCGCCAGUGCUCCUCAAACUAUUUUCAGGAUGAAGGUUUUCACUCUGUUCAUUCUGGUCGCCCUUAUUGCUGGCACCUGGGCACUGCACAAAUGUACCGUGAUGAAAGCCAUUAAACGCGGUAGCGUUAUCGGCAUUAAAGGCUACACUCUCGGAGAUUAUAUGUGCUUGGUUCAUUAUGCCAGUUACUAUGAUCACACCUUGAACAGAAGUCCCUCUGAAUAUGGCAUCUUCCAGAUCAACAGUUACUGGUGGUGUAACGAUGGCUACACCUCUGGGCGCAAAAAUCUAUGCGGAACAUCUUGUUAUGGCCUACUGAACAGAGAUCUUACAGAUGACGUAAGAUGUCUAAAGAGAAUUGUGAGAGAUCCAAAUGGACUGGGUGCCUGGAGCGUCUGGACAAAGUAUUGCAAAGGACGAAACCUUAACUCCUACACCACUGGAUGUUAACUGCCUUCAAUACACUCUGUUGACAUACCGUAAUUGUUUGCUGAAUGAAUACAGUUGUACCGUCUGUUGUACUCAAGCUACAUUCAUCAUACUUUAACAAAUAAACUUAAAGUGAAAAAU
This is a messenger RNA of Rana temporaria (common frog), 578 nucleotides long. RefSeq names its product lysozyme C-like. The transcript is spliced from 4 exons. The record is from RefSeq and is a predicted model, not a curated record. The coding region runs from base 39 to 458 and encodes 139 amino acids. Gene Ontology annotation, molecular function: lysozyme activity. NCBI's taxonomy places the organism in Eukaryota, Metazoa, Chordata, Amphibia, Anura, Ranidae.